AUGAAUUAUUGUGGAAAUAUAAAUUUUGUUGAAUACAAUAUUGAUUCAGAAAACACAGUUAUUCAGUUAUGUAAACAAUUCCUGCAAGCAUCAUUGUGUUCAGUUAUGAAAGAAGGCAUAGGUAUAAUAGAUUUAAGAUUACAUAAAGUAACAAAAGUAAACAAUAAAGAAAUUGAUCUAUUAAAUACUUGCAAAAAUAAAAAUUUGCAAUUGGAUGAAUGCAGCAGCAUGAUUUUAAAAAUUUUAGCUUCGCCUGGGGUAACAGAUAUUCAAAAAUGGCCCUUUAACUAUUUUCAAACUGAUUUACUGAUUAAAGAAGAAAUAAUAGUAACUAAUUGCUUGGCAGCAGCAGACUGUGAUUGGUUAAAUAAAGUUUUUUCAACAAAGAAAAAUACGAAUAUCCUAAGGUUUAGUAAUAUAUGCGAAAAACAACGUGUUUGUGUACUUAUACAAACGCCAAUUUUCAACUCUAUUGAAAAGUAA
This is a messenger RNA of Bombus pascuorum, 483 nucleotides long. RefSeq lists its product as uncharacterized. The transcript is spliced from 3 exons. Lineage: Eukaryota; Metazoa; Arthropoda; Insecta; Hymenoptera; Apidae. Bases 1 to 483 code for a protein of 160 amino acids. The record is from RefSeq and is a predicted model, not a curated record.